UACCCGGAUAUAAGUGCUGAGCUGACAGGAAACUUUAGCACUUGUUGUUUGUAGUCACUGCGUUACUUGGACUUAUCUGUGUUUACGAUGGCUUCAGGUGUGGCACUUUCAGACGAAUGCCUUGACGUUUACCAAGAUCUGCAGGGGUCGAAAAAGAAGUACCGUUACAUCAUCUAUAAACUGAACGACGAUUUCAGUGAAAUAGUGGUGGACACCACAAAACCAAGAGAAGAAGGAGGCGUGACAGAAGCCUAUGAAGAAUUUUGUAGCAAACUCUUUGAAGCUGCCGAGAAUCGUCAAGGUCGAUAUGGUGUGUUCGAUAUCCAUUACAAUGUUGACACCCGCGAGUUGGACAAAGUAGUUUUCUUCACGUGGGUCGCCGACACUCUUCCCAUUAAACAGAAGAUGUUGUACGCCAGCAGUGCCAAGGCACUUAGAGGAAAGAUGACCGGAGUCCACACCGAAAUCCAAUGUAAUGACGCAUCCGACCUAAAAUUAGAAAGCGUCAUCGCCAAGUGUCGCCAGAAGAGUUACGAAUGAUCAAUUUAGAACAGUAGUGACUUUCUGUUAUAUUAAUUAAAACACAAUUUAUUUUUGACAAUAUUCUUUGCUACUGUAAUAGAAUUUUAUUGCAUUAUACACAUUUCUUUGGUAAUGUGACCAACAAAAAGUUGAGAACGUGGUCGUUUUCACAACACCUAUCGGUCUCAAUCCAUUUUUUUUGUACUAGAUGGGUGUAUUCACAAUUAGAAAUAAAACGAAGUUGGAGCAAAACACUUUUCAUUGAAAAUAAAUUCUUGUUUUUGAAA
Saccostrea echinata is the source of this 809-nucleotide messenger RNA. RefSeq lists its product as uncharacterized. Lineage: Eukaryota; Metazoa; Mollusca; Bivalvia; Ostreida; Ostreidae. Gene Ontology annotation, cellular component: actin cytoskeleton; cytoplasm; actin cortical patch. The transcript has 4 exons. The record is from RefSeq and is a predicted model, not a curated record. Gene Ontology annotation, molecular function: actin filament binding. Gene Ontology annotation, biological process: actin filament severing; actin filament depolymerization; cell motility. Bases 88 to 540 code for a protein of 150 amino acids.